Messenger RNA from Dacryopinax primogenitus, 1344 nucleotides. RefSeq names its product FAD/NADP-binding domain-containing protein. Gene Ontology annotation, molecular function: FAD binding. The record is from RefSeq and is a predicted model, not a curated record. Lineage: Eukaryota; Fungi; Basidiomycota; Dacrymycetes; Dacrymycetales; Dacrymycetaceae. Bases 1 to 1344 code for a protein of 447 amino acids. Gene Ontology annotation, biological process: secondary metabolite biosynthetic process. The transcript is spliced from 7 exons.
AUGCCUCUACCCAGAGAUCCCACAACAGCCCAUGAGCAGAUAACCGUCAACUCCCUGCUCAACCCUGCAUCCCCAGCUGCAACACCCGAGCCCAGGGUAAAGAUCUCCAUCCUCGGGGGAGGGAUCGUCGGGCUCUGUCUCGCUCUCGCGCUAGAGAGUCUUUCCGUCCCUUUCACGCUGUACGAGUCUGCAGCCAGGUUCUCGGAAAUAGGAGCGAGGAUCAUGAUUGGCUGGAACGCGUUGCGGUGCUUGGAGGAGAUGGGGGUGGGGGAGGAGUAUGUGAGGCUGGCGAGGAGGAGCUGGGGGGAGGCGCUGCGGGAUGGGAGAAAGGGUGGGAGUGAAGGUGGGAGUUGGAAGGGGGAGGUGUUCUUCCAGUACCGAUUUGGGGGAACACAGCGCGGAGAACCGUUCUGUACCCUGAAGAUGCCUGGUGGGCAACUCAACACCCACCGGGCAGAGCUACUUGACCUUCUGCUUUCUCACCUUCCUCAAGAGCGCGUGCGGUUCCGCAAGCAGUUGGUACGGUUCGACCAGCUCGAGCAUGGCGUGAGGCUGGAGUUCGCCGACGUGACGCAGGAAGACGCAGAUGUGUUACUCGCUGCGGAUGGGAUUCGUUCUACAGCUGCAGGAACUGGCUCGUACGCGUAUCGCGCGCUUGUCCCGAGCCAUCUUGUGCGCGCUGCGGUGGGUGAGGAGAUCUGGGCGAUGCCGACUAUGUGGCUCGAGCAUUCUCGCCAUGUCGUCCAUUAUCCGGUUUCUGGGGGAAGGUACUUGAAUGUCGUCGUGUUCAAGAGCGAUUUUACGAAGGGAAGGACCCCGGUGUGGGACAAGCCGGAAUGGGUCGAGCAUGAUGUUGACGAGCGUGAGCUGCUGAGAGACUAUGAAGGGUGCGGGCCGCAAGUGAGAGCUAUCCUCGAGCUAGUCAAGCGACCUUCCAGAUGGGCGAUGUUCGACCUCCCCGAUUGGCCCUAUUUCGUCGAAGGGAAUGUCGCCCUCUUAGGAGAUGCAGCGCAUGCAAUGACACCACACAUGGGAAACGGCGCAUCUCAGGGGAUCGAAGACGUCCACCUGCUCGCACACCUCCUGUCUCAUCCCAACCUCACGAAAAGCACCGUCUCAGCCGCGCUGAACGCAUACGAGCUCGUCCGCAAGCACCGGGUACAACGCGUCAAGGAGCUGUCGUACGAUACUGGUCGGCCGUGGGAGCUGAGUGCGCCUGGAGUGGGGGAUGAUACUCGGGAGUUUGAGAGAGUUGCACGGGAGACGAUGGACUGGGUUUGGCGUGUGGAUAUCGGCAAGCAGGUCCAGAGGGCUGUGACUUGGUUCGAGCUGAGCCUGGAAUGA